This is a messenger RNA of Lolium perenne, 2041 nucleotides long. RefSeq lists its product as uncharacterized. The record is from RefSeq and is a predicted model, not a curated record. Lineage: Eukaryota; Viridiplantae; Streptophyta; Magnoliopsida; Poales; Poaceae.
GCGGAGAGCCCCUGCUUGACGGCGACCUCGGACCUCGCCUGAUCCUAAUCGCGCUUAAGGAUCUGGAAGCUCGGCUGCCUCGGCAUUGUGCCCUCACUAUGGUUACUGGAGAAACCAAUGCAAAGAGGCAAAUCAAUAAGGAAUGCAUCAUAAACAGCCUCCCAGGAGACCUCAUUGAGCGGAUAUUUUUGAGGCUUCCAGUGAGCACUCUAUUGAGGUGCGUCGGUGUCUGCAAGCACUGGCACGACUUCAUCCGGGAUCCCCAGUUUGUUACAUCACACCUCCAGCGUGCACAUCAUUAUGCCCUUCUGUUCUUCCCACAAGGUUCGGUUUCAGGCCAGCUUUACCCCAGUGAUGCUAUCCUAAUUGACAAAACCUGGUCACUAUCAACAUAUGCAGUGCCGGUGAUUGGGCCUGAUGAUUUCCUUUUUGGUUCGUGCAAUGGCCUUCUUGGCUUAUACACAAAGACAUCAACGAUCAAAAUAGCUAACUUCACAACUGGUGAAUGUAUGCAUCUUGAGAAACCUGCCAAGAAUAUGAGAGGUGAUCACUUCUCUCUCUACAGCUUUGGAUUUCAUCCAGUGACAAAAGAAUACAAGAUUACGCACUUCCUUGGUGAUUGUGUUGAGGGCCGCCCCCGUAAUAAAGACCAGUUUUGUGUUAUUCAAGUUUACACAUUUGGUGAUGAGAAAUGGAAAGAUGUCCCAACACCAGAAGCUCUUAGCUUGAACAGUGUGAGAAACUCUGGGAUUGUCAAUGUCGAUGGCACAAUGUAUUGGUUAAAUGAAGAUAAGAUAGCUAGCUGGCAGCACACACUUAUGUCCUUUGAUCUCAGGGUCGAAAGUUUUGCAACGAUACAACUGCCAGUAGAACGUGAAGAUCAUGAUUAUUUUGGUCCUCGUAAGUUCUGGAUGAGAGAUAUAGAUGGGAAAUUAUGUAUAAUAACUGCUCAAACCGCUCAUCAUGAUGCGAGCAUUCUUCUUGGUGAGCUGCAGAUCUGGACACUUGACAACCUAGUAGAACAAAGGUGGAGCCAGAAGUACAAUAUUAAGAACCCACCAAAUUACAUUCCAGGUCCACAAUUUGUUCACAGGGAUAGAAUCCUCGCACAGAGCUUCAGCAGCGUGGGUUCGUACGAGUUGAUUGGUGAGAACAUUGAGAUUAGCUUCAGUAAGAUGGCAGAGCUGUUUGAUUUCAGACCCCACAAGAUGUACAGCAUGCAAUCCUACAUAUGUGUGAAGUCGCUUGUAUGUUUUGAUGUAUACAAGAAGGCUGGCAUUGUGCGUAGACCAAAACAGCAAGUAGGCUGGCAAUUGAAGAAGUGGAGGGCAUGGGAGAAUGAGCUUUGUGAGAUCGAGAAGAUGCGGAGCAGAAUCCACAAACUUGAGCAGAAGUUCCUUGAAGUCGUGGACCAAAUGGUUGAAAUGUAUCAGUUUUGGGAGGAUAAGCAACAUGAAAUAGCAGAACGUGUACGCAUGGAACUGAAUCAGGUGUUGCAAGACAAGCUAGAAAAUACAAACCAGCCAAGAUUCCUCCAGCGGCUUAAUUGGGUAGAACUUAUACGGGACGCGGAGGAGUUAAUAUCACGUUCAAAGGAGAUGAUUGGCAGAUUUGAGGCCAUUAAGAAGGCACAUCAUAACAUCUGUAGUAUUUCAAGAAGUCAUCUUUUGGAUCAGGGUAUUUCAAUUCCUGACGUUUCUUCCACUGAUGAUAAGAAGAACUAAGAAGAGAACCGUCCAUGUUAAACUUUUUCUACAAGGAGACUCUCGCUCCCUUGGAUUGGAUGUGCGCAACCUUUGUCCAUGCACUGAUUCGGCUUCUUGUUCCAUUAGUUUGCUUGUCAUCACAUUGCGUAAUGGUGCUUUUUCCGAGAGAUACUACUGGAACAGUGGCCUUGCCUGAAACAGAAACGAAACAAUCAUCUAAUUAACUCAACACAUUUUAAGCAGUUUUCCAUGUUUAAAAACAUGAGAUGCAACAAACGCCAGACUGGCGUUAUAUUCUGUUAUUGUUUUCUAUGCACUUGCUAUUGUAAACUAAU